AUGGCGAGCUCCAAAGACAGUACGACUGUCGAUAUUGAUACAGAGCUAACAACGAGGAAAUCUCUCCCAAGAGAAGUAGGACUCUGUGUAAGUGGAUAUUCGCCGCCACCAAUGCUAGCACGGAGACAUUCCAUUAGUGAUCCUGGCAGUAUAACAAGUGCAGAGAGAUCAAGGCUGGCAACACUUGGCCUAGCCAGGUCUUUAUCCCUGAAUCCGGCACUAAUUGAAGAACAAAGUACAAGAGUUGUCAAUGGAGGACAUAGGUUAGUUGAAGAGUUUUCAGUGGAGGAUUCUUAUUCUGUGUCAAAUAUUCAUUUCAUGGAUCUCCAAAGUCAUCCUUCAGAUACGUUCAAAAUGGGGAGAUUGGAUAGAUGCAAGGAAAGGUAUAGCAGAACUUGUAAUAAUCUUCUUUUGGUCAUAAGGACGGCACUAAUUGAUCAACAUCGGCCAUUCCUUCCAAAGUUGAAGUUGGCAUUUGUAGUUUCAUGUGUGCUCGCGGUCUCUCUUGAUCCCUUGUUCUUGUACAUUCCUAUUGUUGAUAGGAACAGGAUCUGCAUCGGAUUGCACAAAACUUUGAUGAGAGUAGCUCUUUCUUUUCGAUCAGUGACAGAUCUCUGUUAUAUUGCACAUAUUGUUUUCCAAACACGAAAUCUGAUGCGUGAUAAGGUCAUUAAACUACGGGAAGUGGCUCUGUGGACUUAUUGCUUCCUAUUAUAUAAUGUAGUCGACUUACUUGCUGUUCUUCCCAUUCCACAGGUGAUCAUUUUUGUUCUGCUCAAGUCAAGUUUUUUGAACCGAAUGAAGCUUCUAUCUUCAUUGGCACUUUCGCAAUAUGUGCCACGAGUUGCUCGCGUUUAUAUAUCGUGUAUGGAACUCAUCAAAACUCCGAACAAAGUGACAGAAAGACGUAUAUAUUUUGGGGCUAUAUUCAGCUUCUUUCUGUACAUUCUUGUUGGUCACGUUUUUGGAGCUUUUUGGUACUUCUUAGCUAUUCAACGAGAGGCAACUUGCUGGAAAGAGGCUUGUCGAAAUGACAACAGAUGCGAACCUACUACUUUUUACUGUAACGAUCAUACAGUCAAAAACAUUACAAUUUUGAAAGAGUUUUGCUCUAUAAAUCGACAAGAUGCAUUUGAUUAUGGUAUGUUUCGUGAUGCUGUUCAGCACGAAGUUUUGGAGUCAACAAAUUUUUCAAAGAAGUUCUUCCACUGUUUCUGGUGGGGGUUGCGAAAUUUAAGUUCUCUUGGACAAAACCUCGACACUAGUAUCUAUACAUGGGAAAACAUCUUUGCGGUGUUUAUUGCAAUUAGUGGCUUGCUACUAGUGUUGUUGUAUCUUACUUCAAAUUUGAAGUUGGUAACUAGAACAUCAUCCAAGAUGAAAGCUAUACGGCUGAUGAAACUGAAAGAUCUGGAGGUACAACUGUGGCUAUCAAGGAAUGGCAUCGGUAAGCCUAUGAGGACAAAGAUCAUGCGUGAUGUGCAUAGAAAACUUGAGCCAAAUAAAGAUGUUCAUUUGGAGAGUAUCCUCUCUAUUCUUUCGUCCGAACAGAAAAAUUUUAUGAAGAGAGAACUUUGCUCGUUCAUGUUGAUGAACAAACUACCAAGGGAUUACAUCCAGAAUAUACAAGUUUUCAAGGCAAUUUUUGAUAAUCUUAAGCCAGUGAGCUACACAGAAGGCAACGAUAUAUUUCGAGAGGGAGAACCACUUACUAAGACGAUCUUCAUCACACAAGGCAUUGUGUUGUCGUAUCGUACAAGUAAUCAAGUCUCUACAUCUAUCAAGUCCCUUGGGAAAGGCGAUAUUUGUGGAGAAGAACUUUUAGAUUGGGCAGCUACAUUUAGCUCUUUCUCUAACUUACCCAUCUCCACAAGCAAUGUCAAGUCCCUCACAAAUGUUGAAGCUUUUGUUCUUAUAGCCAAUGACUUGAAGAAUGUCAUCUCUAAAUUCUGGAUAUAUUUUAGCCAAAUAUCAAUGUUCUCGAACCCAUUCUCCAACCCAACAGAUUCCCAAUUGGAGAAUAUGAAGCUUGUCGCUAUUUCUUCUGUAAGAACGAAUUUGCGCCAAAGAAGAGGCAAAAAGUUCUAA
Molecule: messenger RNA, 2088 nt
Organism: Fragaria vesca subsp. vesca
Lineage: Eukaryota; Viridiplantae; Streptophyta; Magnoliopsida; Rosales; Rosaceae
Product: cyclic nucleotide-gated ion channel 1-like
Exons: 9
Coding region: 1-2088 (695 amino acids)
Source: RefSeq, a predicted model, not a curated record